Molecule: messenger RNA, 2517 nt
Organism: Malassezia restricta
Lineage: Eukaryota; Fungi; Basidiomycota; Malasseziomycetes; Malasseziales; Malasseziaceae
Product: glutaminyl-tRNA synthetase
Exons: 1
Coding region: 1-2517 (838 amino acids)
Biological process (GO): glutaminyl-tRNA aminoacylation; translation
Cellular component (GO): cytoplasm; cytosol
Molecular function (GO): glutamine-tRNA ligase activity; ATP binding
Source: RefSeq, a predicted model, not a curated record
AUGGCGCCCAAGCUCGAUACGAGCGAUCCUCAUGUCGCGCGCCUCGUCGAUUUGUUUGCGACGAUUUCGCUGACAGGUCAGCGUGCCGCAGAUACAAUCAAAAACCCCAAGUAUGCGCGCGCGCUCGAGCAUGCCAUCUCUGCGCAUGACCUAGAUAAGAAGCACCUGGAUGCCAAAGUGGGCUCGGCCGUCGUAGUGGCCGCCUCGAAUGGCGCUGACCUGCCCGAUCACAAGCUAGACUACAUUAUUGACCGCGUCGUGCGCAAAGACCUCGUGUCGACGGACCAAAUCCAGACGGCAUGCGCGUAUGCGGCCUCGGUGGACACGCUGGACGACGACGCAGCUUUCAACGAACACUGUGGCGUCGGCGUCAUCGUAUCGCCUGCUGAGUGCGUGGCUGUCGUGCGUAGCAAGAUGGAUGCUCACCGCGCUGAGAUCACGGAGGCCGGCGGAUGGCCUAAAAUGUCGCUCCUCAUGUCGGCCGUGCGCGGCGCUCCGUCGCUGCGGUGGGCACAGCCCGUCGAUAUCAAGAAUGCCGUGGAAGCUGAGCUGACGGCGCAGUUCGGUCCACGCGCAGCAGCGACCAAGAAAAAGAGCGCGCCAGCGCCCAAGGCGGACAAGAAGCCCAAGAAGGAAGAGGCAGUGCGUCCCGAUGCGAUGUUUGAAGAGGGCUUCCUCGCUUCGCUGCACAAGCCGGGCGAAAAUCCGCAAAAGUCGGAGCGACUGCGUGAGGAGCACCUGCGUGCGACGCAUGGCUCUGUUCUUACGCGGUUCCCGCCUGAGCCCAAUGGUUUCCUGCACAUUGGCCACUCCAAAGCUAUCGCGGUCAACUUUGGCUUUGCACGCUACCACAAAGGCCUGUGCUACUUGCGCUUCGACGAUACAAACCCGGCAGCAGAGGAAGAAAAGUACUUUGUGAGCAUUCUCGAGACGGUGCGGUGGCUCGGCUUCGAGCCGUUCAAGGUCACAUACUCGUCUGACUACUUUGACCGCCUGUACGAAUUGGCUCUCGAGCUGAUUCGCCGUGGCCUGGCGUAUGUGGAUCACUCGACACCGGAGGAGAUUCGCGCAGGUCGCGGUGGACCGGACAAAGACGUGCGCGUCGAGAGCAAGUGGCGGCAUCGUCCCAUCGAAGAGUCGCUGCAGGCGUUUGACGAUAUGAAGCAUGGCAAGUACCAGCCCGGUGAGGCGGUGCUGCGCAUGAAGCAGGACAUGCUGGGCAGUGGCAAUCCGUAUAUGUGGGACUUGAUCGCGUACCGUGUGCUGGACGCGCCGCACCACCGCACAGGCACCAAGUGGUGCAUGUAUCCCACGUACGACUUUACACACUGCCUGGUCGACAGUUUUGAAAACAUCUCACAUUCGCUCUGCACGACGGAAUUCAUUCUCGCGCGUGAAUCGUACGAAUGGCUGUGUGAUGCGCUGGAUGUGUACAAGCCGCGACAGUACGAGUACGGUCGCUUGUCGAUCGAGGGUGCGGUCAUGUCCAAGCGCAAGAUGCUCAAACUCGUGAACGAGGGCUAUGUGGACGGCUGGGACGACCCACGCAUGUAUACCCUCAUUGGUCUGCGCCGCCGUGGUGUGCCGCCCGGUGCUAUUCUGUCGUUUGUGAACCAAUUGGGCGUCACUACGCACAACUCGACGAUCCCGCUCAGUCGCUUUGACCAGGCGGUGCGGCAGUACCUCGAGAUGAACACACCGCGUCUCAUGAUGGUGGUCAAGCCGCUCAAGGUCAUUAUUGAAAACCUGCCUGACGACUAUGCGCUCGAUAUCACGAAGCCGCUGCAUCCCAAGGUGCCUGAGAUGGGCCAGGUGACCGUGCCGUUUACGAAGACGGUGUACAUUGAUGCGUCCGACUUCCGUACGCAAGACGCGCCGGACUACUUCCGUCUCGCGCCAGGCAAGACGGUGGGUCUGUACCAGGUGCCGCACCCCGUGACGUGCACGUCGUUCCGUACGAAUGACGCUGGUGAGGUCACCGAGCUCGUGUGCCGCUACGAAAACGGCGCGUCGCCGGUCGUGCCCAAGACAUAUAUCCAAUGGGUCGCGGAGCAUGCUCCGAGUCAGAGUCCCGUGCGUGUCGCAGAAGCGCGCCUCUUCCACCCGCUCUUUACGUGCGAAGACCCCGCGGCCCAGGACGACUUUUUGGCGUUUAUCAACCCCCACAGCCGCGAAAUCCUGCGGGAUGCCAUGCUAGAAGUCGGCAUUUUCCGUGUGGCUGAGAUGGCCAUGGCUCAAGCCAAGCGCGAGGCGCACGAGCGUGUGCAGCAGGCUGCACAGCUGGCAGAAAACGCGCUCGGCAAGGACGCCGCGCAGAGCGUACAGGCCCACGACGCGUCACAGGCGUCGGCCUCGAGCACUGUCGGCAAAGAGUGUGUCCGCUUCCAGGCUAUGCGUGUGGGCUACUUUGCCGCUGACAGCGACAGCUCUAUGGCGCUCUUUGGCGACCAGGCGCCCCACCACCUCGUGCUCAACCGCAUCGUGUCGCUCAAAGAGGACGCGGGCAAGUCGAAGUAG